Messenger RNA from Arthroderma uncinatum, 1596 nucleotides. RefSeq lists its product as uncharacterized. The transcript has 2 exons. The coding region runs from base 1 to 1596 and encodes 531 amino acids. The record is from RefSeq and is a predicted model, not a curated record. Lineage: Eukaryota; Fungi; Ascomycota; Eurotiomycetes; Onygenales; Arthrodermataceae.
AUGUGGAAGAAGAUUCAUAAACCUCGAGAUUGGGCAAAGCCCCAGGGCCAGACUGUCUCUGUCUCCGCAAGUGACAAGAUACACGCCAUAUCUGGAUUUGGCCAUGGGGGUUAUGCGCUGGGGUCAUCAGCGACCCAGCCAAAAAUUAUAGUACCUGAACCUCUACCGAGCCCUUCAUACGCAGCGGCACAUGCACGGAACCCUUCGUCGGUAUACUCGCGAGAGUCAACGGCGCCACAGAGUCGAGGUGACGGCUACCCUCAGCGUUACUCCUCUGCAUAUCAUUCGGGAUACGGCGAUCGUGAUGUGUCUCCGCCUGUCUCUCCCAUCCGUGAACAUUACUCUUCGUCAAAGGGAAGCCAGAAUGUAUCUCCGAUCGAAGAACCUAUUGGUAGCCCUAUUACAGGCAAAUACGGGAAAGAAAGCCGUCUACCCCGCCGGACUGGAUAUGCGCCUGACAUCAGGACUGGAAAUUCAGAUAUGAGGUCGUCAUCGGGGAGCAAACAGUUGUUCACGAAAUUGGAUGAGUAUGCUGGUGAACCACUAGCAAAUGACAAGGGUAAAUAUGCCCAGGUUACUCCGGGAAGCUUGCCGCUUGAAGACUAUUCUGGGGUUAGCUCUUCUCAAAGAUCGCAAUUUGACUUAAGACAUAUAGAUCCGAGACUAGGUCAUAUGAAUGUCCCCAAGACUAGAGGCCGAACGGACUCUGAUACCUCAGCCUACGGCAAUCCUCCUCCACCGCCAUCAAAGGAUGGAGGAUAUCGGAGCCAGUCUAGUACACAACCAAGCGGCAAUAAGGCUAGGAGUAACAAGGAACUUCCAGAAGCGCCUAAGCCGAGACCAGCAGUUCCACAGAAAGAUUCUACGUCCACGAAAGCAACUCCCGCGCCAUUAACCAUACCAACGUCAACUUAUUCGAGCCUCUUUGAGGAAACACCACAGCCAACCCCAGCAUCAGUGUGGGGAGUUGGGCGGUUCGGCGUGGACUCAGCCAAACAUAGCACGACGCGAGACUCCACAGAAGAAAGCGACGUUCUAAGUGACACUUUGACGAAAAAAUUACAGGGCGUGGGACUCUCACAGGAGCCUUGUAGUCGCUUCAGUGUGACAACGUACGCGCCGACAGAACCUGGCAGCCCUCCACCGACCUCAGAUGCGUUUGACCACCCGCUCCCAGCUAUUUCUUCUAGGAUGCACCAGUUCUCCCUCAAAAACACCACACGGAAGCCUACCCCCUCUCAAAUGACUACUGUUUCUGAAGCGGAAACGCUACCUCAGACCCAGCCGGAGACAAAUAUUUCUGCUCGAAUCGAUGAAGUCAAAGCUAAGCUUGCAGACCUUGCUCGUCGAAAGGUGAAUAUCGAUACGAUGAUCCAUGAGUUGACACAGGUCAUCCAGCCUAGCUCUAUCGCGUAUGAUAUGGCCACUAGAAGCGAAGUGAGUAAAACGGUCACAAGCUUGAACAACGAGCUGGCAGAUAUCAAGAAGGAGGAGCACGAACUUGGGUUGAAGCUACUCCGUGCGUACAAGAAGAGAGACCAGGGGGACAUAUAUGCCAGUGAGCCCACGUUAUGGGUUAAACGGGUUACGAGUUAA